AAAAGCCGCGAAGUUCAAUGCACGCACCUUGACUAAGCUUCAAGCGGCCAUCGAAAAGGAUCCGGAGAUUGACCUAACCGCGAACUUGCCCUUGAGGUAUUCUGAUCGUUUAAAUGAAAUGCGACAGGAUGUCCAAACUGGCAAGUAGUUCUCCAUUCAAGCAAUUCAGCCUCUAAUAUGUUUCCCCCUCGAAAUCUAGAGAAUGCGACCGUGGUUGAAGGCUACGGAGAAGACGACAUGCGCACUUCAAUCCGCUCGUCCGACUCGGCUGAGGUCAUUUUUCCUCUAUCCGACACAGUUCGAAGUCUGCUUGGGAUGUCUAAUUCGGCCGAAAUGCAACCGCAAUGCCUUGCGCAGCGACUGGUUGAUGUCAUAGGCUCAAGCAAGGUUGUCUGGAAGGGGCCCUUUGCCCGUCAGAAAAUGGUCUUGAGCUGUGGUCAUAAUGUCAUUUUGAAGGCCGUGCGCAACCUGGACGAUACCACUGAAUACACAACACUAGCCUAUCUUCACCAGCGUAAGCCGAACAUAGCCGCACCAAAGCCUCUUGGUUUGAUUCGGUUGAACGAUAUUUCGCUCAUAUUUAUGACUCACUUGCAUUCGACCACGUUGGCGGAGGUGUGGCCAUCUCUAAAGACAGCCCUAAAGGUCUCGAUCAAGGAACAACUUACCUUGAUCCUGAAUGACUUGAGGUCUUUGCCGUGUGAAACAGGCAACCCCUUUGAAGGGGUUAGGGGCGAAGGCUGUAAGGACAUUCGAAGGCAUCUUCGUCGGAGUAUCACACCCAUCUUAACUGUCGAGGAGUUUGAAGGUUUUCUCUUCAACAGUGAUCGAGCUGGUGGAGAGGUCUUUGUUGAAUUGCUUCGUCAGCUUUCCCCUGCCACUCAAUCACCUUCGCCUGCAGUAGUCUUUACGCAUGGUGACCUUCGUCCAGAAAACAUUGCCGUGAAAUAUGAGAACAAUGAAUUAAUCGUUAGUGAGCUUAUUGAUUGGGAAUACAGUAGAUUCUACCCAGAGUAUUACGAAGCGAUCAGGUGCACAAACUGCAUGGCGCCUUAUGAUGAAAAUGAUUGGCACCUAUUUAUCCCGGAUUGCGUCUCACCGAAACGAUACAUGCAUUGGUGGCUGCUUGACCGGGCUCGAGAAGUGAGAAAUGUGUAGAUAAUCAUCUGAGAUCCCUGAUCAGAGUAUCUUAGUCUCGCAAAGGCCAAGAAAGGGAUAGCUCCGGUUCAGAUACUGUGCACCUGAGCCAACUGUGCCUCUGGUCCUUUCGGGGAGGAAAAUACUCUUAUAGGACAUGUGAAGAUAACCGUCGCAGACCCUGUGAUCAGCCCUUGAGAGGUGACAAGGCUUAUAAGACGGGGACUCUGGCACUCCCAAUCCAGCCCUAAGUGGG
Molecule: messenger RNA, 1393 nt
Organism: Aspergillus brunneoviolaceus CBS 621.78
Lineage: Eukaryota; Fungi; Ascomycota; Eurotiomycetes; Eurotiales; Aspergillaceae
Exons: 1
Coding region: 178-1158 (326 amino acids)
Source: RefSeq, a predicted model, not a curated record